AUGGAAGCGAUGGGUGUCAAAGACAAAUCUACAAGCUCAACGCAAUCGCAAAGUACUACACCAUCCAGGACCAAAUCAACGCCAUCAAAAGACGAAGCAGCGUCACUUACCACCGCAAAGCACACAAAGUCAAACACGUAUGUACUACUCAGCACUGCCAUGGUGAAAGUUAUAGGAAUCGGAACAGAAGUGCAGUGUCGGGCAAUUCUCGAUACAGGCUCACAAGUUAAUUUUGUGACUGAACGAUUGGUUAAACGUCUUGGCAUCUCAACUAAACCAUCAUCAAUCUCCAUUAGUGGCAUCGGGUCAAGGAGCACUAAGAUACAGCAUCGAGUCAAUGUGGCGCUACAGUCUCGGAUCAACAACUUUACAACGCGGCUAGAGGCAGCGGUAUUGCCCCAGAUUAUAUCCCCGCAGCCGUCGCAAGAAAUCAAGAUCGACGAAUGGCAAAUUCCUGAGAACAUCAUGUUAGCCGAUCCAUCAUUCAAUCGUCCUGAUAAAAUUGAUAUAUUGUUGGGGGCGGAAUUCUACAACCAACUGAUGGCAGCAGGGCAAAUCAAACUGUCAGAUGACCUACCCAUUCUGCAAAAUACAGUGCUGGGAUGGAUCAUCGCGGGAAAAGUUGGUGGCAACUACAUCUCAAAUGCAAUAUGUGGAAUCUGUACCAACGAUGACAUCAACUUAGAUGCAGCCAUUGCUCGACUAUGGGAACUUGAGGAACAUCCUCCUGUAAGAAAACAACAUUCCGUAGCAGAAAAACAGUGCGAAGCUCAUUUCGCACAACAUACACUCAUCAAUGUAAAUGGGAGACUCAUGAUAAGGCUACCAUUUCAUGAAAAUCCGGAGGGCUUAGGGGAAUCCUAUGGGAUGGCGUAUAAUCGAUUCCUGGCCUUAGAACGUCGACUGGCAAAAUCGCUCCAGACAAAGAAUCAAUAUGUACAAUUUAUGGAGGAAUAUGAAAACUCGGGGCACAUGACGCAAGUGGAUAUUGAUUCCAUCAGUAAACCUAGUACUUCAUUCCUGACCAUUGCAUUGUGA
Rhagoletis pomonella (apple maggot) is the source of this 1038-nucleotide messenger RNA. RefSeq lists its product as uncharacterized. The transcript has a single exon. The coding region runs from base 1 to 1038 and encodes 345 amino acids. The record is from RefSeq and is a predicted model, not a curated record. Lineage: Eukaryota; Metazoa; Arthropoda; Insecta; Diptera; Tephritidae.